Messenger RNA from Diceros bicornis minor, 639 nucleotides. It is a transcript of the gene CD300E, whose product is annotated as CD300e molecule. Gene Ontology annotation, molecular function: transmembrane signaling receptor activity. The record is from RefSeq and is a predicted model, not a curated record. The transcript is spliced from 5 exons. Gene Ontology annotation, cellular component: plasma membrane. The coding region runs from base 1 to 639 and encodes 212 amino acids. NCBI's taxonomy places the organism in Eukaryota, Metazoa, Chordata, Mammalia, Perissodactyla, Rhinocerotidae.
AUGUGGCUGCUCCCAGCCAUGCUCCUUCUCUGCAUCCCAGGCUGUUUGUCCCUGAUGGGCCCCAGCUGUGUGACAGGCACCAUGGGGAACUCUCUGAGUGUGCAGUGUCAGUAUGAGGAGAGGUACAAGGCGUAUAACAAAUACUGGUGCCGAGGACAGUACGACACAACAUGUGACAUAAUUGUGGAGACCAAAGGAGAAGAGAAAGAUGAGAGGAAUGGUCGUGUGUCCAUCAGAGACCGCGCUGAUAAGCUCACCUUCACAGUGACCAUGGAGAACCUCAAUGCAGAUGAUGCUGGAUCCUACUGGUGUGGAAUUCAGACAGUAUGGAUCCUGGACGCGUGGUCACGUGACCCAUCAGUCCAAGUUAAGGUGUCUGUUUCCCCAGCACCAGGUACAACCACAGGGACGACCAGAUGUCCAGUGGCACCUGCCACCCUUCCAGUGGUGAACACCGGGCAGAACCUUAGCACCAGGAAGGUGCUGACCCACAGCUCAGGGUCCCAGCCCAGCAACGUCCACUUUCUACUCCUGGUCUUCCUGAAGCUGCCCCUGUUCCUGAGCAUGCUCACUGCUGUCCUCUGGGUGAACAGACCUCAGAGGGGCCCUAGAGGGAGACAGAGCCCAAGCCUGCCCUGA